AUGAGUGAACCAUCCACAACACAGAUUCUCGACAAUUCUUCAUCGGAAAACCCUGUUUUUGUAUUCAUGUUUGAUUUUGAUCAUACGCUUGUGGAUGAAAACACUGACACUUUUGUAUUUCAAGAUUUGAAACCAGAAAUGAUGACUGAUUUGAAAAAUUGGAGACAUUCGGGAUUGUCUUGGACAAAUGUGAUGAGAAAAGUGUUUGAAAAGCUAUUGUCAACAUGUACAGUACAACAAGUCACUGAAUGGAUGGAAAAGUGUCCAAUUAGUGAAAAGACAGUUGAGUUUUUGAAGGAAAUUAACAAAUGUGGGCAUGAAAUUAAUAUUAUUUCUGAUUCGAAUAUGUUUUUUAUCUCAACAAUUUUGGAGAAACAUCAGAUUAGAGAAUGCAUUUCAAAUAUUCAUACAAAUACUACAUUAGUUGACCAACAAAAGAAUACCAUUGAUAUUACAGAAUAUUCUGUUGCAUUCAACAAACCACAUACUUGUGAAACAUGCCCUGAAAAUAUGUGUAAGGGAGAAAUUGUUAAGGAAAUUAUGAAUUAUCAUCUCUCACCUCAUCCACACCACACUCCAAAUAUCCAAUUCAUCUAUUGUGGCGAUGGAAAGAAUGAUUUUUGUGCAUGUAAACAAUUGAGGUCGAUUGACCUUGCACUUCCAAGAAAGGAUUUCACAUUAGAAAAGGUUAUUGAAUCACGUCCAACAGAAGUAUCCUGUCAAAUCAAACUUUGGAAUAGUUUUGAACAUUUGAAUGAAAUUAUUCUUGAACAAUUGAAGGAAAAAUCUCAAUAAUUCUAACAUUAUAAAUUCAAUUAUUCAUUCUC
This is a messenger RNA of Naegleria gruberi, 827 nucleotides long. RefSeq names its product phosphatase. The record is from RefSeq and is a predicted model, not a curated record. Gene Ontology annotation, molecular function: phosphatase activity. The coding region runs from base 1 to 795 and encodes 264 amino acids. NCBI's taxonomy places the organism in Eukaryota, Heterolobosea, Eutetramitea, Acrasida, Naegleriidae. The transcript has 2 exons.